Molecule: messenger RNA, 502 nt
Organism: Centruroides sculpturatus (bark scorpion)
Lineage: Eukaryota; Metazoa; Arthropoda; Arachnida; Scorpiones; Buthidae
Product: actin-related protein 8-like
Exons: 4
Coding region: 1-423 (140 amino acids)
Source: RefSeq, a predicted model, not a curated record
AUGCUGAAUGGUACAGAAGUUUUAUAUUUAAAUCCUGCAGAAAAUUUCCACAUUCAUUGGCCAAUGAAAAGAGGAAAAUUAAAUAUUCAUUCCCAAAUUGGUGGAUCUUUGACAUCAGUAUUAGCUGAUAUAGAGACAAUUUGGGGAACUGCCAUUCAACAAUAUUUAGAAAUACCUCUUAAAGAUUUGAAACAUUACAGAGCAGUAUUAGUUGUAUCUGAUAUUUAUAUCAGACAGCAUGUGAAAGAAAUAGUCAACUUACUGCUCACAAAACUUAAGUUUGGUGGCUGCUUCAUUCAUUUAGAAUCAGUCUGUGCUACAUUUGGUGCUGGUCUUAGUUAUGCUUGUGUUGUUGAUGUUGGUGAUCAAAAAACUUCAGUAGCUUGUGUGGAGGAUGGUAUUUCACAUAGAAAUACAAGGUAAAUUUGCUCUAUUCUUAAAAUUUUUUAUUUAUGAAUUAGUUUAUGAUAACUUAGAAGUAAAUCAUAUAAGAAAUGUUGAA